Fusarium verticillioides 7600 is the source of this 928-nucleotide messenger RNA. RefSeq lists its product as hypothetical. The record is from RefSeq and is a predicted model, not a curated record. Bases 83 to 634 code for a protein of 183 amino acids. NCBI's taxonomy places the organism in Eukaryota, Fungi, Ascomycota, Sordariomycetes, Hypocreales, Nectriaceae. The transcript has 3 exons.
CAUAAACUCGCUGCUCUUGUUUAGCUUUUUCAAACCAUCAUUCUUCCCUCUGUAAUUGAGUUUACUCGAUACUAGAUUCAACAUGUCUGGUCUUGCCGCUUUUCGAUCUGGGAGCAGUGAUGAGCUCCGUGACCUAGCGGAGCAGCACUUUCAGCAUGACUUGAAUGACGAUGAUCGCGAAAUCUUGAGACGCGCCGGGAGUAAAGUGUCAACCCACGCCAAAAUCGGAUCGCUGCUCGGUAUUGGGCUAGGCGUCUUGGCUGCUUUUCGACUGCGCAAGAUGCGAUUGACGUACUUCAAUGCGUUCAGAGCUAUGGAGAAGCCCGUUGAGGUCAGGUUUGCAGAUGGUCGUACCGAGCCUAUCCCGGAUAUCACAGCUCACCUUACACCAUCCAAGUGGGGUGACGCAGCCACGUACUUCUUCUUCUCUGUGGGAGGUUUAUUCAUCGGUGGUGAAGCAGGUCUUUUGUCCGGCACCGCAUCGGCGUCACGCACCAUCACCAAGAACCCUGAGGCGAGGGAGCGAAUAGAAAAGGCAUGGAACAACUACCGCAUUGAUGCGAUGAAGCAGGAGAUUAGAAAGUUGGAGGGCAAGGAGGGCAAGUCAAAGCUUGCGCAGCUCUUCAGUUCAUGAGAAUGGAUGAAUGAUUCAGGCACUAUGUAAUAUUGUCAUCGGGCAUGUUGGGGUUUGGGAUAUUGUUGAAAGUGUUGGAUAUACAACCAAAUGAGUACAACUGAGGACUACAGAUUUAAAAGAUAGUGGUGAAAGGGGUAAUAAUAUAGUUAGUUUCUUGAUAAAGAUAAAUCUGCGGGUUAUUGAAGUUUCCGAGACAUCCGAGGCGGAAAACUGAGAAUCAUGGACCCAAAUGUAUAUAUGGGAUCCAGUGUAAUGGAGCAUUCCCCACACCGGGAAUACCUUGUUCAUCAU